GAGAGAAGAACUCAUUGUCUCUCAUUCCCCAUGGCUCUCCUCCAACUGCUCCUGCUCAUCUCUCUCCUGUCUCAAAUAGGACACUGUGCUUACGUUAACAUGGGCAUAGUGAAUGGCACGGAGGUUAAAGCCCAUUCCAGACCCUACAUGGUUUCCGUCCAAAAAGACAAAAUGCAUAUUUGCGGGGGCUUCCUGGUGUCAGAGAACUUGGUCAUGACGGCUGCACACUGCUGGAAUCCAGGGACGAAGCUGACCGUUGUAUUGGGUGCUCAUAAUCUAAAAAAGGACCGGUCAGCUUUUACCCGUACAGAGGUGAAACUUUACCACAUCCACCCGAUGUAUGACUCUGAGAAUCUGCUUGGUGAUAUCAUGCUGCUGCAGUUGAACAAAACUAUCAAAAAGACCAAGCAUAUCAGUUGGAUCUCUAUACCAAAAAAACAGAAUCAGGAUGUUAAGGCCAAGCAGGUCUGCAGCAUUGCAGGCUGGGGGAGACAGUCUGACAACAGUAGAACAAGUGAUCGUCUCAUGGAGGUCGACGUCACUGUUAUGGACACAAAUGCCUGUGAGAAAAAAUGGGGAGAGCCUUUUUCUGUCUCAAGUGUGGUGUGCACUAGUCGCCCUGGAGGGUUUUGCGAGGGAGACUCUGGAGGUCCUUUGGUGUGUAAGAACACUGCUGUCGGGAUUGUUUCAUUCUACCAGGAUGGAAAAUGCAAAACGCCACAGUUGCCCUAUGUUUAUACCAAAAUUUCUAAAUAUCUACCUUGGAUUAAUUGUAUUUUAGGACAAAUGGAGUGAGCACUUGGCUAUUAUUUAAUAUUUAGUGUUUAAUCUACUCUUUUAUUUUCAUGAAAAACCUUAAGUCAGCAUGUGGGUUUGUAUUUAUCUCUUGUAUCUGAAGCAGCUAAGCUCAUGGAGAGUAAAUAUGUGUUUGAUCUGAAACUAUGCAAAAUGUCAAUGUAAAUUAAA
This is a messenger RNA of Tachysurus vachellii, 966 nucleotides long. RefSeq names its product mast cell protease 4-like. NCBI's taxonomy places the organism in Eukaryota, Metazoa, Chordata, Actinopteri, Siluriformes, Bagridae. Gene Ontology annotation, biological process: proteolysis. The transcript has 5 exons. Gene Ontology annotation, molecular function: serine-type endopeptidase activity. The coding region runs from base 31 to 795 and encodes 254 amino acids. The record is from RefSeq and is a predicted model, not a curated record.